Messenger RNA from Dothidotthia symphoricarpi CBS 119687, 885 nucleotides. RefSeq lists its product as uncharacterized. The record is from RefSeq and is a predicted model, not a curated record. The coding region runs from base 94 to 552 and encodes 152 amino acids. The transcript is spliced from 2 exons. NCBI's taxonomy places the organism in Eukaryota, Fungi, Ascomycota, Dothideomycetes, Pleosporales, Dothidotthiaceae.
AUUCUGGGGUCUCCACAGCUCCUGUCUCCACACUAAGGACCGGAAAAAUGAACACACCCGGAUGAGGCUGGAUCUGUGCCUGAGGGGGUGGAGAUGCGGCUCGUAUCUAGGGUGGAAAGUUAUUCCGAUGAUUUUUCGCACCAGUUGGAGUGCAGGAUUGGAUGGGAUAGGGUACCGGAUGUGGCUAACGUUCCGCCAUGGAGGGGUCCGCGUCACAUGGUCGAUAUGGCCUGUGGAUUGUACAUGGCGGAUGGAAUGGCAGAGGUAUUCGGUGGUCUGGAAGGGCGAGGCAGUACCAAUUUUCCGUCCAGGAAGGAUGACAGGGUUCCACGUUUGAUGAAUGAAGGACGAAAUCCAGGACGGGUUACGCGUCUUGCAAGGUCAGAUACCAGUCCGUCAUGUUACGAUAUCACCAGAUGUCUCAAAAUAUUCAAGGCCAUGCCGCACUCGCAUACCGGGUUCCUGGUACAUCACGGAGGAUUGGUGUCAUGUGUCUCGCAGGUCAACGGUUCGAGUUGUAUGUCGUCCCUGCAUCAGAACGAUGAGGGCUGACUCAAACUGCGAUGUUAUCUGCUUGUAGCAACCGUUCGGUCGGCAGCCGCCCGCGGAUUGUAAAUCACCACCAAGAUCCAGAGGCACGAGUCAAGCUCUGCAGGUCUGUGGCUUAUCAUCCCGCUGCGCACACUAGCUUCUCACACGCUCGAACGCCAGCGACAUCCUCAGCAUGUGUGCAAUCCAUCCUUAUCGCUAUACAUCAUCUCCUUGCAGGCUGCUCAGCGUAUCAACAGCCUGUAAUACGCACGUUGCGACGAAGGGGUGUCCAGCAGUGUAACUAUAAGAUUCUCACAUGCUACAGAUAACUUCGACGCACCUCCACAUCCAGAC